Molecule: messenger RNA, 707 nt
Organism: Paramecium sonneborni
Lineage: Eukaryota; Ciliophora; Oligohymenophorea; Peniculida; Parameciidae
Source: the annotation of a GenBank genome assembly
AUGUAUAAUUAUUAUAGAAAGGAGAAGUUUGAAUAACUGAUUUAAUAAAAAGAAAAAAGAUUUGAAAAGGAAUAGAUCGCAACAUAAGAAACUAAAAAAAUAAACAACAUUUUAGCAACAAAUUAUGAUAAGAGAAUAAUGAGUUUUUUAGAAAGGAUGUCUCAAAAACCAAUAGUUAUUCAUGAUUCAAUAUAUAUUAAAGAAUCAAGAUCAACAAGUAAUGAUAAUAGAAGAUGGCUUAAUGCUUCUGCUUUACAUUCAUUGGAAUAUUAUUAAAACUAUAAAAUAAAUAAUCGAUAUCUCAGUGAUAGAAAGUAACUUAAACAUAAAUUAACAGAAACUCUUCAAGAUCAACAAAAUAUAAAUGUUUCUGAAGUUAGUAUACUUGAUUCUUUUAAUCCAAAAAAGUUGGAAUCAUCUAGAAGGGAAAAACAAAAACAAAUUACAUUAAUAGAUUCUCCAUUAAUUAGAAGGAAUAUGAGAAUUAAUUUGGAUAAGAUUUAAAUUAAGAGGAGAUUAGAUAAAAAAGAAGAAACAAGUAAUAAAAUGUAAAAUAUUUCUUUAAAGAAGGCAGACUUUAUUUUAAUGGUUUAAAAUCUUUAACUGUCUAAUAAAGAAUGUUUGAUAAUGAAUAAUCUAAAAGAACUAUCUCUGGAAAAGCUAGAAGCAUUUUAGAAAAAUGCAAUAUCAUUUCUAAAAAACCAUGA